This is a messenger RNA of Effrenium voratum, 7389 nucleotides long. The record is from the annotation of a GenBank genome assembly. Lineage: Eukaryota; Dinophyceae; Suessiales; Symbiodiniaceae.
AUGGUGAAGGGUGGAAAUGCCGCGAAGCAGGCGCUCAAGUAUGCGUCCACGCAAGUGUCCCAAACUUCUGACAGCGCAGCACGUGCGAUGACGCAAGCCGGCGCGACCCUGUCCUUUGCAAAGAAGAUCAAAUCCAGUCGUUCCAUCGACAUGCCCAUGCUCUCUCACGAGGGCAAGUCCGAGCGUGCCAUCGAUGGGAACACCGCUGCCGCACACGUGGCCUACGCUAUGAGUGACGUGUCUUUCAUCUACCCCAUCUCCCCGUCCACGAGUAUGGGUGAGACCAUGGAUAAGUUCGCAACCGCCGGGCGGAAGAACGUGUUUGGACAACAGGUCAAGGUGAGGCAGAUGCAGUCCGAGCUGGGUUCUGCGGGUGCCCUGCACGGUGCGCUGUCGGGCGGCGCGCUGUGCACCACCUUCACGGCCUCCCAGGGCCUGCUGCUGAUGAUCCCCAACAUGUACCUCUGCGCCGGUGAGCUGCUGCCUGCGGUGUUCCAUGUCUCCGCCCGCGCCUUGGCGCGCCAGUCCCUCUCCAUCUUCUGCGACCACUCGGACGUCAUGGCGGUGCGUUCGACCGGCUGCGCGCUGUUGAGUGCUCACAACCCCCAGGAGGUGAUGGAUCUGGGCCUCGUGGCGCACCUGGCGUCGCUGAGGGCCUCGGUGCCCUUCGUGCACUUCUUCGAUGGCACGCGCACCUCGGGUGUGAUUGAGUGCGUGAAGCCGAUCCCCUACAGCACCAUGAAGAGCAUCGUGCCCUGGGAUGAGUUGGACACCUUCCGGCAGCGAGGCCUCAACCCCCAGCACCCCAUGAUGCGCGGCCUCGGCCAGGAUCCGCAGACGUACUACCAGUCCGCCGUUUCGGCGAACAGGUUCUACGACGCAGUGCCUGGCAUCGUGCAAGACGUGAUGGAUCAGGUCGCGGUGAUCACCGGUCGCCAGUACAAGCUCUUCGAGUACUACGGAGACCCGGAGGCGGAGCGCGCGGUGGUGCUCAUGGGGUCGGCGGCCAAGACAGCGGAGGAGACGGUGGACUAUCUCCGGGCCCAGGGGGAGAAGGUGGGGAUUUUGAAGGUGCAUCUUUUCCGGCCCUUCUCCACCGAGCACUUCUUGGCAGAGCUGCCUGAAAGCGUCAAGGCCAUCGCAGUUUUGGACCGGACAAAGGAAGACUUGGCUCCGUCAUUGCCACUGCACGCCGAUGUGCUGACGGCCAUGAGUGAGGCGGGGGUCUACAAGAAGGUGGUGGGUGGGAACUACGGGCUGGGCAGCAAGGAGUUCGCCCCCCGCCACGUGAAGGCUGUGUUUGACAACCUGUCGAAUGAAGUGCCCAAGCGCCACUUCACCGUGGGCAUCAACGACGACGUGACGAACACCUCCCUCCAAGUGGGGCCCAUCAUCAACACCCAGGACCCUGAGGUGACACAGGCCAUCUUCUUCGGCCUGGGCUCCGACGGCACGGUGGGCGCCAACAAGGCCGCGGCCGCCAUCAUCGGCGAGCGCACGGAGUUCUACUCCCAGGGCCACUUCAACUACUCCUCGCAGAAGGCCGGCGCCUCCACCGUCUCGCACCUUCGCUUUGGGCCCAAGCCCAUCCGCAGCGAGUACGAGAUCGAGGGCAGCCCUGGGGCCGACUAUGUGGCCUGCCACCACACGUCCUUCCUUGCCAAGUUCGACAUGCUCUCCAAGGUCAGGGAAGGAGGCGCUUUUGUGGUGAACUGCCCCUGGAGUACAGUGGAGGAACUGGAACAAGAGUUCCCGGCAAAACUACGGCAAGCGAUAGCUGAGAAGAAGGCGGAGCUGUACACGAUCGAUGCACAUGCGGUGGCAAGCUCCGUGGGCUUGCCUGCCAAGCGCAUCAAUCAAGUCAUGCAGGCCACCUUCUUCAACCUCUCGGGCAUUCUGCCCCCGGAGGAUGCCAAGGAGCAGUUGGAGGGCGCCAUCGACCGCAUGUACGGCAAGAAGUCUCCAGAGAUCGUGAGGCAAAACAAGGCGGCAUUGGCGGCCGCGCCGGAGAAUCUGAACAGGAUCCAGUAUCCGGAGUCCUGGAUCAACGCUGAGGACAACGAGAGCUCGCUAAAGAAGAUGAACCCGGCGGGGAGCCAGUACUCUCCGGACGUGGAUGAGUUCAGCUCCACCUUCCUCAGGAGCAUCGACUCGCGCACCGCGGACAACCUGUCCGUGAGCGCCUUCUCCCCGGGCGGCGAGCAACCCAUCGGCCAGUCCCAGUACCAGAAGCGCGCCUUGGCCGAGGAGGUGCCCGUCUGGAUCCCUGACAACUGCACUCAGUGCAACCUCUGCAGUGUGGUAUGCCCCCACGCAGUGGUCCGACCGUUCCUGCUGGACAAGAAGGAGAUGGAGGCUGCUCCGGAGGGCUACAUGGCCCGCAAGGCCAAGGGCGGCGAUGUGGGAGGCCUCAACUACACCAUCCAGCUGGCCCCCUUCGACUGCACCGGCUGCGCAGUUUGCGUGGAGAUGUGCCCUGACGACGCGCUCAUCAUGGAGCCCGCCAGCAAGUCUCAGCAGGCCUUCAAUGACCACUGGGAGUAUUCCUUGAACAAGGUGGCUGUGAAGGACAACCUCCUUGAGCGCAACACCGUGAAAGGCUCCCAGUUCCAAGAGCCUCUGAUUGAGUUCAGUGGUGCUUGCUCUGGAUGCGGGGAGACGCCAUACGUGAAGCUACUCACCCAGAUGUUCGGAGAGCGAAUGGUCAUCGCCAAUAGCAGCGGCUGCUCCUCCGUGUGGGGCGGCUCCUAUGGGCUCAGCCCCUUCAAGAAGAAUCGCCACGGCCAAGGUCCUGCGUGGGCGAGGAGUCUCUUCGAGGACACCGCGGAGUAUGGCCUGGGCAUGGCCUUGGGCUCCCAGCAGCGCCGGGAGCGCCUGGUGGAAGACGUCAGGGAGCUCAUGGAGGAGGUGGGCUCUGGCGCCAAGAUCUCCACGCCUUUGCAGAACCUCCUGGAGAGGUGGCUGGACGUCGUGGACGAUGCAACGAAAUGCGGAGCGCUGCACGGGCCGAUGAAGGCGGCCCUGGAGGCGGAGCCGGAGACCAGCGACAGCCCCGCGCAGCUGCAGGCGGUGAAGCGGGGCUCAGACAUGUUGGUGGCCCCUUCCCAUUGGAUCAUCGGCGGCGACGGCUGGGCCUACGACAUCGGCUUCGGCGGCCUGGACCACGUGCUCGCCACAGGUCAGGACGUGAACAUCUUGGUGCUGGACACCGAGGGCUACAGCAACACUGGCGCUCAGAUCUCCAAGGCCACCCCUAAGGGAGCGACCAUGAAGAUGGCCGCGGGAGGCAACAAGGCCAAGAAGAAGGACCUUGGUGCCAUCGCCAUGAUGCACGAGAACGCCUACGUGGCCUCGGUGUCCCUCUCCGCGGACGUGAACCAAACAGUGAAGGCCUUCAAGGAGGCGGAGGCCUACAAAGGCCCCUCCAUCAUCAUCGCCUAUGCCACCUGCGUGGAUUGGGGCCACCGGGCCGGAGACAAGGCCAUGGUCCAGCAACAGGUGCAGGCUGUGGAGAGUGGCUACUGGCCGCUGUAUCGCUACAACCCGGACAAGGUGAAGGGGGAGUUCAACGGCUUUGAGCUGGACAACAAGCGCAUCUCCCCAGAUGCCAUGGAGGAGUUCGUGCGCAACGAGAAUCGCUUCACCUCGCUUCAGCGCUCCGCCCCGGAGUAUGCCUCCAUGCUGCAGGGCGCCAUGAAGCAUGAGUUCCACGCGCGCCACGAGACGCGGAAGAGGAAAGCCAUGGGCGACGAGGACCUCUUGGAGUACCUGAAGAAGCAGAUGGGCGAGCAGGUGACCGGAGAGCGGGUGACGGUGCUCUAUGGCACCGACACAGGCAACGCCGAGAUGGUGGCCAAGAACUUCCAGUUCGAGUUCAAGCGCCGAGGAAUGAAGGCCAAGUGCCUCUCCCUCAACGAUGUCGCCAUCAGCGACCUGCCGGAGGAGUCGAAGGUCCUGGCCAUCGUCGCCACGGCGGGGCAGGGAGAGAUGCCCAAGAGCGCCGUGAAGUUCUGGCAGGACAUGGAGACCUUUUUGGAGACCGCGCCGGAGGACUACCUCAAGGACACGCAGUUCGCCGUCUUCGGCCUGGGAGACUCUUCCUACGUCUUCUUCAACGAGGCGGCCCGCAAGAUCGACGAGGCCUUCGAGAAGCUGGGGGGCCAGCGCGUGCAGCAGAUGGGCCAGGGCGACGACCAGCACCCCGCACGCUUCGACACCGAGCUGGAGGAGUGGAGCCCUGACUUCUAUGACAACAUCGAGGCGCCCGAGCCUCCCCAGGAGCUCAGCCCCCCCUCGCACUUGGUGGAGAUCCUGCCGGCCGACGACUCCAAGGCGAAGCUCGCCGCGGAGCCCUACGUGCCCCAUGGCUCCAAGCCAGUGCAGAUGAACAUCAAGAGGUCCACUGUCCCAGAUGGCUACGAACGCGCCAUCGACCACUUCGAGUUUGACCUCAAAGGCAGCGGCCUGAGCUACGAGCAGGGCGACUCCCUGGGCCUGUGGCCUUCCAACGCCAAGUCACAGGUGGACUUGUGCUUGAUGGCGCUGAACAUGAAAGGAGACGAGAUCCUGUCCCUUCGGCCUGUGGACUCCAAUCGCUCGGUUCCUUUGCCGGAGGUGAUCACCGCGCGCACGCUGCUGACCCAGGUGCUGGACAUCGCCGGAUGGCCCAAGCGCCGCUUCUACGAAAUGCUGAAGCUGAGUGCCACGGACGAGAAGGAGAAGGAAGUGCUGGUGGAUCCGUUGCCCAUGCUGGACAUGGGCGUCAGCAUCUUGGGUGUGCGGGACAGCUGGCGUCAGCACCAACAAGCCUUGGAAUCUGGCGAAAGGCACCACUUGGAGGCCUUGAAGAUCACGGAGCAACAGCACGUGGAGUCCCAGCAGCGAACCGCGCAUCAGCACCAGGAGUCUGUCUUCAUCAGCAAGGACCAGCACGACCAGUCCUUGCAAAUCAAUCGGGUGCUGCAUGAUGAAGCCAUUAGUACGGCCAAGUCGCAGCACGAGGAACAGAUGAAGCACUCCUACAUGGAGACAAGGCGCGAGAAUCUCCGGGAUUUGCUGAGCGAGACCUUGGACGAGGCCCAGAGCACCGUGCUGAAGUCCACGCUGCUCUUCGGCUUCGUGGUGGCGGUGCUUGUGGAGGGCUUCCCUUCUGCGGAGAACUCCAACGAGCGGUACAUCGACAUCUUCAUCUUCUCGGUGUCCUGGGCCAUCUGCCUCCUCUUCGAGUCCAUCGUCCUGGCGGGGCUCUACCAGAUGGUUCAGACACGCGCCCUGCGGGAGAUGAUUCGCAGCCUGCAGGCGUCGGCCUCCCCGGGUUCGGGAGAGCUGCGACGCUCCAGCACUCUGGAAAGCGGCUUCUCCUCGCUGGACAGCUGGGAGCCGACUCGACGAGCAGCACGGCCGGGCCGGCCCUACAGCCUCCUGCACCCGCGGACCCAGAAGAGCUUCGACUCGGAGGUGUUGCCGAGGCACUCGAAGAGCGAGCCGGACGCCAACUCCUGGGGCACAAGAAGCACCCAGGAGCCUUCGAAUGAGGUGCCAUCGCUGAACGUCUCGGAUCCUAAGCGUUUGCUGUACCGCAAACAGGCGAAGCAGUUCACCACCAUCGGCAGCCUUUUCACGCUGAUCUGCCUGGCUGGCCUCAUCUACGGCCAGCUCUGCAUGAGAAGGGGCAGCAAGCACGGUGAAGGAUCCUCAGAUGUGCUCAUACGGCUAGGUAUUUUUCUGCCACCCUUCGUGUCUGCCAUGUUCACCUUGCUGCUGCGCAAGAAUGCGAACCCCAUCCGAUCCACGCUGGCUGCGCAGAGUUUAGCGCUGCUCUGCUUCUUCCUGUCCAGCGGUUUCCUGCUGGUGACCACGGUGUGGUGGCACGCUUCAGCUCCCAGCAUCAACCUCGCACACGAAAGCGCGGAGGUGUACUUGAAGGGCGUCUCGCUGGAAAUGCAGGGAUGGCCCAUGUUCUUUCACCCCACGGGGGUGGCAGCCGCGGGCCGCACGCUGCUGUUGAGCGCCGCCUUUCGGGUGGCGCGCUUCGAGCUGGGGGAGACCCACGCGCGCCUGGUGAGCGAAGCGACCUUGCCGGCCCUGGAGAUCGGGGACCUCGCCUUCUUCGGCAACAGCAGUGUCGCCUUGGCGGGCCGGGACACGGUCACUUACUUGCCGGUGGCCUCCUUGAUGCAGACGGCGCGCUUGCAUUGGCGGCAGCUGCCCUCCAGUCACUUCGGGCGCUCCAUUCAGGAUCCCACGGAUCCGGCAGCUGAGGCGCUGCAGGCAUUGGCUUACUGGCCACAGCAGGACAUGCUGGUGGUCAGCAAGGCCGAUUUGGGGGUUGUGGCCUGCAGGGCUCACGACGAGAAGGGGGAGCCGCAGCCUGUGGUGCAGGCGGAGAUGAUGGUCAUGGAGAAGUUCGGUGCUGGCACUGCCGUCUCUGGACUGCACGUUGACCCGGUGGAGCAAGUUCUGUACGUUCUUUUCCACCGCACUGGCCGACACGCCGAGAUACAUGCCAUCGACUUGCACGAUGAGCUGGGUCGUUUGCUGCGUGUACUGCGGUUGCCAGACGUAGAUUCUGCAGACGGCCCCGAUGCGGACCACGAUGUGGUGUGGGGCGCCCUGUCCAGCUGGCAUCCUCCAGACUCCGCGCAAAGGCCGCGGUUGCUGGUGGUCACACGGAGCCCAGCCAAGGAGGAGCUCCAGCGGCUUUGCUCCAAGGAGGGCAAGCAGGACUACCAGGCAUAUGCUGCCGAGAGCUACACCUACGCUGAGCUGCUGCAGAAGUUCCCCAGCUGUCAGGUCAACAUUGGUCACCUCCUGGACUAUGUGCCCGACAUCAAGCCGCGUUUGUACUCCAUUGCCUCCUCUUCCCGAAUGCGUGGGGACGACGAGUGCCAUCUCUGCAUCAUCCGGAACGACUGGACCGCAACGAGCGGAAGGCAGCUGACUGGUUUGUCCACUCGCUGGCUGUGCGAGGACAUGCACCCGGAGGCAGGCAGCAUCGGCGUGCAUGCCUGCGUCCACCCCUCUGCUGUGUCUCUGCCAGAGAAGCACACCACCCCCAUGCUCAUGGUGGCGUUGGGCACUGGCAUUGCCCCCAUGCGAGCCUUCAUUGAGGAGCGCGCAUCCGCCAAGCGGGACGGUGAGGAGUGUGGGCCUAUGGCUCUCUUCUUCGGCGCUCGCAAUCGCCAGGAGUACAGCUACGAAGCGGAGUUUGAUGCCUACCAGAAGGAGGGCGUGCUGACGGACAUCCAUUUGGCUCUGAGCCGUGAGCAGAAGGAGAAGAUCUACGUGACGCACCGUUUGCAGCAGCAGAAGCAGCUCCUUGGACGCUUCGUGUUGAAGGGCUUCGAUUUCAACACGAGCUCGCGGCAAUCCACUCGUACAGGCAGCUGA